This is a messenger RNA of Sebastes umbrosus (honeycomb rockfish), 1680 nucleotides long. RefSeq names its product proteasomal ubiquitin receptor ADRM1-like. The record is from RefSeq and is a predicted model, not a curated record. Lineage: Eukaryota; Metazoa; Chordata; Actinopteri; Perciformes; Sebastidae. Gene Ontology annotation, molecular function: endopeptidase activator activity; ubiquitin binding; proteasome binding. Gene Ontology annotation, biological process: ubiquitin-dependent protein catabolic process. Gene Ontology annotation, cellular component: proteasome regulatory particle, lid subcomplex; cytoplasm; nucleus. The coding region runs from base 196 to 1437 and encodes 413 amino acids. The transcript is spliced from 10 exons.
UAUCUCUGUGUUGUGUCAUCUCAACCGAACAUGCUCAUGGAGAUUUAAAGCCCCCGUGAUUGACACGCGGUUCGACCAAUCACAGUGAAGCACCGCUGCCAGUCAGCCAAUCACGAUCAUCCACAGUAUUAUUGCCUGUUCUUCGGUUGAACGACAUUUCAGUGAGUAGCACUACAUCAGUCUGUCCUUUUCAUCAUGGCCUCUGGAGCUUUAUUCCCCAGCAUGGUGUCUGGGUCCCGCGGCUCCUCCAGCAAGUACCUGGUGGAGUUUCGGGCCGGCAAGAUGACCAUGAAGGCCAGCACGGUGACCCCUGACAAGCGCAAAGGUCAGGUCUACAUCCAGCAGACGGACGACUCCCUCAUCCACUUCUGUUGGAAGGAUCGGACCACCGGGAACGUGGAUGAUGACUUGAUCAUCUUCCCUGACGACUGUGAGUUCAAACGGGUGAGCCAGUGCACCACCGGACGGGUCUAUGUGCUGAAAUUCAAAGCUGGCUCCAAAAGACUCUUCUUCUGGAUGCAGGAGCCAAAGACUGACAAGGAUGAGGAGCACUGCCGUAAAGUGAACGAGUAUCUCAACAACCCUCCCAUGCCCGGCGCUCUCGGAAGUGGCGGCAGCGGAGGACAUGAUCUGUCUGCUCUGGGAGGGGAAGGCGGUCUGCAGAGCCUUCUGGGUAACAUGAGCCACAACCAGCUCAUGCAGCUCAUCGGACCAACUGGACUGGGAGGGAUCGGUGGUCUCGGAGCACUUGCCGGGCCAGGAUUGGCCAACCUCCUGGGCAGCAGCAGCAGUAGCAGCAGCGUUCCUGCAGCCAGUAACUCCUCCACAAGUCCGUCCACAGCCGUCACCCCCACCUCUACCUCUGCUACCAGUCGGCUCGGCUCCACCCAGGUUCCCACCACCCCCAUCACUCCCUCCGCCACCACAGCAGCCUCCCCCACAGCCACCACCCCCACCACCCCCGCUGCGGCCUCUGUGGCGGCGGGGGCAGCCAACCCCACACAGCCCAUCCAGCUGAGAGACCUGCAGAGCAUCCUGGCCACCAUGAACGUGCCCGCCAGCGGAACGGGAGUGGACCUCGCCAGCGUCCUGACACCUGAGAUCAUGGCUCCCAUCCUUGUCAACCCAGAGGUGCAGCAGAGGCUGAUGCCUUACCUGCCCUCUGGAGAGUCCCUGCCUCAGAGCACGGAGGAGCUCCAAAACACGCUCAGCUCACCUCAAUUUCAGCAGGCUAUGAGCAUGUUCAGCAGCGCCCUAGCAUCUGGGCAGUUAGGGCCUCUAAUGAACCAGUUUGGUUUGCCUGCAGAGGCUGUGGACGCAGCUAACAAAGGAGAUGUUGAGGCUUUUGCCAAAGCCAUGGAGACGGAGACAAAGUCAGACCAGGAGGGAGACUCCAAAGACAAGAAAGACGACGAUGAAGACAUGAGUCUGGACUAAGAACUCUUAAAGUUUAUUAUUUAAGGUAUUUAUUUAGCAGCUUCAUCUUUUUUGUAACUAUUAAACAUUAAGGAUAAAGAUUAUAGUUAAUAUAGUAGAAACCUUCUCUGCCCCCCUCCUUCUGAUUGUGCCGUGUUGAAUUCAUAAAACUAAUUUAACUGAUUGAACAUUUAACUCACCUGCAUGUCAGCUACUAGACUGAGCUGUCCUAAUGCAAGGGAACAGUAAACGAUGAGAAACGUG